CCAACCUUAACUAUACAUUUUAACCAACAGAUGUCGCAGUUUUGAUUCAUUCUGAAAAUGGCGCCCAAGAAAGAGGAUUGCAAAUGUUACCUUGAAACGACUGUGGUUACUAUUGAGAAUCAUAAACCAGAAACUCCUACAUUUUCAAAAUUAGCAGAAAGAAAAAAUGAAGAGGGGAAUUUUUUUUACAAAGAUAAAAAAUACAGAGAAGCUCUGAGUAUGUACAAAAGUGCCAUAGAACUAUGUCCCAACUCCUCAGCAUACCAUGGAAAUAAGGCUUCUUGUUUAAUGAUGCUCGGCCAGUACGAAAAAGCUUUAGAGGAUGUUUAUCAAGCAUUACAACUUGAUAAACAUUAUGCAAAGCAGGGAUACCUUCAAGAAGUCAGGUGUCAUAUUGCUUUAGGAGAUGUUUCAUCAGCUUCCUCUUCACUACAAAGAAUACAAGAACUUUAUCCUGACCAUCCUUCCCUUUCAGAAGAAAAAAAGCACUUAUCACAACUCAAGUUUUUUAUUGAAGAAGGAAGGAAAGCUUAUAAAAAGAAAGAUUUCCAAAAGGUCAUCUUCUGCAUGGAUAAGGCUCUUAUCCAAGCCAAAGCCUGUACCACAUUCAGACUUAUCAAAGCAGAGUGCAUGGUCUUUCUCAAACGAUACCAAGAAGCUAAGCAUAUUAGCAAUGAUAUACUUCGUAUUGAUGCCUCAAAUGUGGAUGCCCUGUAUAUCAAAGGAAUGUGCCUUUAUUAUCAAGAUAUCCUAGAAAAAGCUGUAGAUAACUUACAGGAAGUGUUAAAACUCAUCCCUUACUAUAAGAAGGCUGAAGAAAUAUACAAGAAAGCCAAACAGUUGCAAAGCAAGAAGGAAGAUGGCAGUCGGGCAUUUAAAAAGGGGAAUUACAAAGAUGCUUAUGCAAUCUAUACAGAAGCAUUAAAUAUAGAUCUCAACAAUGUACAAACUAAUAGUAAACUGUAUUUUAACCGAGCUGUUGUGUGUUUAAAAAUGAAUAGAACCAAUGAAGCUAUUGAAGACUGCAGUAAAGCAAUCGAUCUAGAUAAAGAAUAUGUUAAAGCAUACCUAAGAAGGGCUAAAUGCUACAUGGACACUCAGAGGUAUGAAGAAGCAGUCAGAGAUUAUGAAACUUUGUACCAAAAGAACAGAACACUUGAGUAUCAAAAAGUUUUGGAUCGUGCCAGAUUAGAACUUUUAAAAAGUAAAAGAAAGAAUUACUACCAAAUCCUAGGACUAAAUAAACAUGCUGCAUACGAUGAUAUAAAAAAAGCAUAUCAUAAACAAGCCCUUCUUUGUCAUCCUGACCGUCAUCCAGAUGCUAAGGAAGAUGAACAACAAGAACAAGAAAAGAAGUUUAAAGAGAUCAGUGAAGCAUACAGUAUCUUGUCCGACCCAAGGAAACGCAGUCAUUAUGACAAAGGCUUAGAUAUUACUGGCAUGAAUGGUUUUAGAACUGGUGGCAUGGAUCCUAAUGACCUCUUUGAAGUGUUCUUGAGAAAUCAGGUUUUUAGACGUCGCAACCAGUUUUUCUUCUCGGAUGGUUUCCAGCCUGUGUGAGAUUUUGGAUGGUUUGGAAAUCAAUGUAUUUAAUAGAGUUAUAUAUAAAGAGGAUAGUUGGCACUUUCUCUUUACAACAAAAAAAUAUAAACACAAGUUCUUCAUUCUUAAAUCCUUUUAAUGGUGAACAGGGGACACUUGUUAUUAACUAAGAAGACAACUUCACCCAACAAAAAAUAUUCUGAUCUCUCCAUUCCCAUUGGAUGAAGUUGUGUUUUAGGACAGUGUCUGGUUCUGUUAAACUGAUUUGGCAGUGAGAAGCUCAAACAAAGAGGAUUUCAGAAUGAGGUAAUCUGGUGUUUAUUUUAAUAUUCAGCAAGAAGAUAAGAAAGUUGUUCGUUUAGCAAGGAACGAUGGAGUUCGCUGAUAAUGUUUAGACUGUUUUUAGGUAACAAUUUGCAUAUUCAUGAGAUGGUACUUGUUUUGCUCAAAGUCUUGGACAAAAAAAAUUACCACUUUUCUUACGUUAGUCUUUUGAUAGACAGGUUUUUAGAGAGCCACACAUUUCUGAAAAUUUUGAGCUACACAAGUCUAGCAUGUAAAUAUAAUAAAUAUUAUAGAAAGCUUUAAAUGUUACAUAAAUAUAUACACACAUGUAUACUUGUAGGUUGUCAACAGUAGAUCAGUCGAGUUUCACUGUCAGCUGUACGAUAACAAUAAAAUGUACAAAAAGCUUUAAACUGUUACAUAUAAUAAUUAACCAUUCAAAUUUCACUUUCUGUGAAUAGUACGUUUCAUACAACAAUUUGUUUUAUUUUUUCUUUCAACUUUUACAAUUACUUGCUUAAUAAAGUACUGGUUUUGUAGCUUUCACUACUCUUCAGCUCUUCUUUUUUUUUGCACCUUAAAAAUAAUACAAUUUUAUUU
Molecule: messenger RNA, 2427 nt
Organism: Limulus polyphemus (Atlantic horseshoe crab)
Lineage: Eukaryota; Metazoa; Arthropoda; Merostomata; Xiphosura; Limulidae
Product: dnaJ homolog subfamily C member 7-like
Exons: 13
Coding region: 58-1560 (500 amino acids)
Molecular function (GO): protein binding
Source: RefSeq, a predicted model, not a curated record